This is a messenger RNA of Orbicella faveolata, 2343 nucleotides long. RefSeq names its product galanin receptor 2a-like. The record is from RefSeq and is a predicted model, not a curated record. NCBI's taxonomy places the organism in Eukaryota, Metazoa, Cnidaria, Anthozoa, Scleractinia, Merulinidae. Gene Ontology annotation, biological process: G protein-coupled receptor signaling pathway. Gene Ontology annotation, cellular component: plasma membrane. Gene Ontology annotation, molecular function: G protein-coupled receptor activity.
CCGUCCCUGUAAUCGCACUCAUAAUUUAAAAUCACUCUUGCUAUAAAUUACUCCCAGAUUUGUACUCCACUCGGUCCAAUAUCUAUUACUUAUACUUUAGCGACAGCAAUACUAUUUAUGAGUUUAUUUUCGGAUCACAUGAUUUUUCAUUGAUAUUCAGUGACAAAAACAUCGUCUGGCAGCAAAUUAGUUAACUUGCCAGUAUAGGCUUUCAUCAACAGCUACAAAGUUAAUAUUUAUCCAAAUUAGACGUUAGUCUUUACAACUAAACUGCAAAGAUAGUAGUUGGACCGAGUGGAGUGCAAUUCAGGGAGGGAGUCCUGUCGUACACUUCCACCAAGGAUCACACGGCACGUUCAUUGGCGCACUUCAAUCAUGUCCGGGUCAGCCAGUGUUGUCAUAACAACGGUACUCUCCAUAUUCGUCGUUGUAGGUAUCGUGGGAAACUGUCUGGUGUGUGCGAUUAUAAAGAGGCAUCGAGUUAUGAGGAUUCCCAUUAAUUAUCUUCUCGUGAACUUAGCUGUUGCGGAUAUCCUGUACGUGACGUUUAUCUCCCCGAAUGUACUCGUUAUCCAAUUUUCCUUCACCAACCUUCCGGACGGAGUGACUGGAACAGUUUUAUGUAAAUUUUUUAUAACUGGAACCAUAGCGUGGGUUGGAGCAGCCUCGUCAAUACUUACUUUGGCUGUGGUCGCCGUUGAACGAUACUAUGCAGUGGUUUAUCCCCUUGGUGACAAAGAAAAAGUAACCAUGGAUAGUCUGAAGGUGAUGAUUCCUGGUGUUUGGAUGUUGUCACUAUUUAUCAAUAUUCCGCCGUUCCUGAUAUGGCACUUUGACGAGGAAAGAGACUCGUGUGUGUAUAUUUAUCCUGAGGAGUGGAUGGCUGUGGGUUAUAAUUUGUUGUGGGAUGCCUUGGCGUUGUUUCCCCUUAUACUGAUGGUUGUGUCCUACUCCAGAGUCGUGUACACUUUGUGGUUCAAGCGGAAUUACGACUUUCAAAACAAUCAGCAUCAAAUGGCUGCGAUGAAAGCACGAAAGCGCGUCUCUUUGAUGGUUGUAACAAUCAGUGCCAUAUUUGGAAUCUGCUGGGGCACAAGUUCAAUUGCCUACACUUUAAGGGCUUUUGACCCCAGCAGCGUUGGUCCCGUCCCGAUCGCCGUCGCUAACACAAUGGUCUUGUUCAAUGCUGCUAUCAACCCGUUUGUCUAUGCACUGUUGAACCAGCAAUUCAGAGAAAAGAUGAAAAGUAUAGUAUGUUGCGCAGGCUGCUUUGCAAGGAGAGUUCGUCCCACUCGUGAACCUCAAGACAUGGAACUUGCCAACACCAACAACACUCAGUCGUCCCAAACAGCGUGAACAUGUUCCCAGGAGAGAAGAGAUCAUUGCUUCUAGUCAGGCUGGAGUCACAUAACACCCUUCUUUUCUUAUAACUUCCACCGGUUAAAAUAGCCUUUUCCGAUAUUACUCACGUGUAACAUGUCAGAUAAAAAUGAGUUUCAUUUUCAAUCGAACAAGAAAAGACAUUUUUAAAACGUCAUAUGCAUUAUUUCACAUAGAUUUAUUAUUACAGUAAAACAGGUGAAACUACAUAGCCUCGUUUAAUGAAGACGGAAAGUUAGACACGGAGUUGAUAAAAAUGAAAUCGUAUGUUAAGUGCCAAACAGGUCAGCUGAGCGUACUUGUGUGGACUUACAUUUCCUUUUAUUCCAUUAGAGACUUUUUGAAUGUUAGUUCUUCCGAAUCUUGGUAAGCAAUCCUAGGAAGAUGAACGUAUAGCAAUUAAUUGAUUAAUUAAUUAAUUAAUAUUAUUAUUGUUAUAAAUUUUAAGUGGAAAAUAAUAAUUAUUAACAGCUGAAGCCUGGUUUUACUGAUGUCAAAUUAACUUGUCUCUCUAAAGUCAAGGCAAUUUAGUUACAUGAUAAAACCACCAACAUAGAAUUCAUUAUAAUUGACACUUUGUCAGUUUUGUUUAAUUCCACUGAAGGUCUCACAAAUUUUUGCCAGGAUUGUAAAGAAAUAUGUCAUGAAUAACAAUAACCAAUGUUGAUCUCAAUUAUCAUUUUUUUUUUUAAUUUCAACUAUGUAUGGCUCCUUUUCUUCGGGUUUGUUAACUUGUAAAUAGUAAAUCUCUAGAAGUUUCUGGUAAAAUGCUUAGCCACACCAUAUCUAUUACGUACUGUCACGCUAUGGAACUGUCUACGCCAUCCUACCACAUGUAGAUGAUGAUGUAGGGAUGAUGUGAUGCUGCUCAAAUAGUUGUGAUGUAAGCUCCGAUCCCAGAUCGACGGUCUAGAAAACUUGAUAAUUGUAUAUAACAUUCGUGAAAUUAAACUAAGGCCUCGA